AUGGCAUCGGCUACCUCGUACACUCUCUUACUUACAGUGGAUUUGCCGCUAUGCUAUGAAACCGAAUCCAUGCCCGUGCCCGACAAAGAAGUCACCGCUGACCAUAUGGCCGAGCUAGAUUCGAAGAUGCAGAACAACAGUACACCGAGGAGUCGUGAUCCACCACGAUGCGAGAUUUUUACUGUGUCUACGCAAAAUGCACAACCCACCCAAAAGGAGUUUGAAGUCUAUGACGAGUAUGCAGCAAAAGCGGACGAGAGACUUUCGGAAGCUCUUGACUACCUUAUUAUCAUCUACGUCCUCUUGUGCCGUCGGCUGGAGCAGACUGCUCCACAUCUUCCGUUUGACUUCGAUAAGGAAGUGGAAAAGAUGCUUUCCAUGGAGAUAGAGGAGGACGCUCGAGUCACACUUCUCCAAUCACAAGUGUCAUCGCUUAUGGAGCAAGUACAGAAACUGACACAACAAGCAGCGCAGCGCAUAGAGGCAUACAUAAAAUUGAAGCAGCUUCGAAAAUGCUCUUCAGUAGCAGACUACUGUGUGGAAUUGGAGGAGCUAACUCGCAGAGUCUAUCCAGACGCAAGCGAUAAAGAGCUGUCUACGAUUCGAGCAGUAGAACUCAUAACACAACUCACAGAAUGGAAAGAAUACACACAACUCUCCAGCGCAUUAGAGCAGUCGAAAUAG
Molecule: messenger RNA, 684 nt
Organism: Ostertagia ostertagi
Lineage: Eukaryota; Metazoa; Nematoda; Chromadorea; Rhabditida; Trichostrongylidae
Source: the annotation of a GenBank genome assembly